Messenger RNA from Arachis duranensis, 1157 nucleotides. Its product is annotated as AP2-like ethylene-responsive transcription factor At1g16060. NCBI's taxonomy places the organism in Eukaryota, Viridiplantae, Streptophyta, Magnoliopsida, Fabales, Fabaceae. Gene Ontology annotation, biological process: regulation of DNA-templated transcription. The record is from RefSeq and is a predicted model, not a curated record. Bases 173 to 811 code for a protein of 212 amino acids. The transcript is spliced from 6 exons. Gene Ontology annotation, molecular function: DNA binding; DNA-binding transcription factor activity.
UUGUCUUUGGAACUUGGAUUGGGAUUUGACUAUUUUGACUACAGUUUACCUUGGGGCAUAUGAUGAAGAAGAAUCUGCUGCUAGAGCAUAUGAUUUAGCUGCACUUAAGUACUGGGGAACAUCAACUUUCACCAAUUUUCCGAUAUCAGAUUAUGAGAAAGAGAUUGAGAUAAUGCAAACUAUGACAAAAGAAGAGUACUUGGCUACUCUAAGGAGAAAGAGCAGUGGCUUUUCAAGAGGUGUAUCAAAGUAUAGGGGUGUUGCAAGGCACCACCACAAUGGUAGAUGGGAAGCACGCUACCUAGGCACCUACAGCACCCAAGAAGAAGCUGCUCGUGCUUAUGACAUAGCAGCCAUCGAGUAUAGAGGGAUCCAUGCUGUAACCAACUUUGAUUUGAGUUCUUACAUACGGUGGUUAAAGCCUUCAGGGGGUAACAUCUCAGAAUUAAAACAGGAAUCAGAGGUAACACCGAAGUCUCAGACAGUGGUAUCUCAAACUCAUUCACCAAUAGAGGGGUCUAAAUCCUUGGCCGUUCAUACAUUUAGUCCAGAUUAUCUCGAUUUACCUCAAAAUCAUGAAAUCUUUGAAAACAAAACAUUCCAAUUCUCCAGCAAUAAGUCAUCUUCUCCAACCGCACUCAGCCUGCUCCUCCGAUCAUCAAUAUUUAGAGAAUUGGUUGAAAAGAAUUUGAACAUGUGUGGAGAUGAAACUGAUGGGGAAGACAAAAAGGAUCAACGCCCACAGAUAACUAGUGAUGAUGAGUUGGGUGGGAUCUUUUACGAUGGAAUUAGCAAUCUCCCUUAUCUGUGAUCUCACCACAGAAAGAAAUGAAGAAAAUGAGAGACAUCCAAUCCAUUUCUUUGAACAUGGAGAGAUUCCAAAAAAAGAGUCAUCCCUUGAAGGCAGAGUGCACAACUGCUAGAGACUAAAGGUUACUACUACAAAUCAGAAGCAUAUCUAAGAGUUCCGAUUGAAUUUGAAUUUCUGCAAAUGUGUAAAUGUGAAUUAUUUACAGAUUUGGACUAGACAAUAAUGUUAACCAUAGUUGUUAAAAUAAGCAGCUUGAUUGCCCCAGUCUAUGCACAUGGAAGCCAUAGUUGACACGGUCUAGCUUGACCACAAAGCACCUGGUGCUCAUCCAAAUAGCUUAGUCAUA